Podospora pseudocomata is the source of this 1291-nucleotide messenger RNA. RefSeq lists its product as uncharacterized. Lineage: Eukaryota; Fungi; Ascomycota; Sordariomycetes; Sordariales; Podosporaceae. The transcript is spliced from 3 exons. The record is from RefSeq and is a predicted model, not a curated record. Bases 440 to 1237 code for a protein of 265 amino acids.
GCUUUGCCUCACCACGGUGUCGGUUGCCAGUGUCCGGUGUGACGACAGCACCUCUCUGCCUCGUGGUACGCAGUACACGAUUGGUAAUAUGGAAUGCUUCUUUCCACUUCACAAUCUGUCUUUUCCGUGACAUGAUGCGGGGAAGAACCGGCGCUCUGGGACGUGGUCGGGGCGUCUUAUGCCGACACAUCCACUGAUGUGCUCUUCAGAGCAAAGUUGACGCAACCACUUGCAAAUGCCAUAGCAAUGCUAAUUACAAUCGAAGCUGAGCCAAUCCAACGAGUUCCAUAUUUGCUACGUACCUCUUCAGUCGAGAACUUUCCAAGCUUGUCAUACCCAUCUUGACAAAACUUCCACCGUUUAUUCUUUCACACACCAUAUCGAUAACGGCUUCCGGUCCCGCCUCACACCUACCCCACCAUUAGGGCACCCCCCUGCAAUGACGUUGGAGAAAGCCCCUCCUCCCUCACCAUCCAUUCUAGAAAGCAUGCCUCGCUCGACACCACCACAACGCUCACCAUCACCACCACCAACAUACAACGAAAGCGAUUCUAUCCCCCUGGAAUCCCUCUUCCCAACCGGCCAAUCCACAACCCCCAAACCACCUAUUUCCCCAUCUCUACCCCCCCUGAAAAUCCCCUCCCAAUCCCAACUCCCCACCCUCCUCUUCAUAUCCAUCCUCUUCCUAGCGUUCUUCCCCUCCCUCUUCCACACCCUCUGGACCCUCCCCUUCUCCUUCCUCUUCCCCUCCCACCACAACACCCCCACAAGCUACCACUCCCCCCCCUCAGCAGUAACAAUGUGGACCCAAAAACAAUUCACCCUCCCCUCCCGCUCUCGCGGCUCAUACCUCAUCACCGACACCAUCAUCAAGGAACUCCCUGAGAUCAAAAACUACAAAGUGGGCUUGUUGAACCUGUUUAUCCAGCACACCUCCUGCGCGUUGACUCUGAAUGAGAAUUGGGACGAGGAUGUCAGGGCGGAUAUGAGUGAUGCGUUGGAUAAGAUUGUGCCGGAGCAAGGGCCGAAGGGGGAGGCGCUUUAUAGGCAUGAUGCUGAGGGGCUGGAUGACAUGCCUGCUCAUGUCAAGAGUGCUUUGAUUGGGGCUAGUGUUACUAUUCCGAUCAAGGAUGGGAAACUGUGCACCGGAACGUGGCAGGGGAUCUGGUAUCUCGAGUUUAGAGCCGCCAAGCAUAGUCGCCGGGUUGUUGCUACGAUACAGGGCGAGAAGGCUUGACUGGGGGAGAGGUUGUAGAUUGGGAGUGGUUGGGGUUGGUCGGGGCUUUUAUGA